UGCUCUUAUUUCUGGAUGAGAUGAAGUCCGGACGGCUGACGCUUCACUUACUGAUGUCUGUCCUGGUCAUAGGUCUUGUGAAGAGGACAGCCACAGCGUGUGGUCGGCCGACCUUCUCCCAGCGCGUUGUGGGUGGUAAGAACUCUGUCUCAGGGAAGUGGCCAUGGCAGAUCAGCAUCAUCUAUGAACGCUCCCAUCUGUGUGGAGGGUCCCUCAUCUCAACAAGCUGGGUGGUCACCGCUGCACAUUGUAUGAGUUCAGAGAGAAGAAGGAGACGCAGGGGGAGCAGCGUUGACCACAGACGCUCCACACACAGAAGACAUAGAAGACUGACGAAUGGAGAAUUAUAUGUGAUGUUGGGAGUGCUCAACCUUACAGGCACCAGUACCUCAGGGGUUAUUGUGCCGGUAAAGACAGUCAUCAUCCACCCAAUAUACAACGGAGAUGGGACCAGCGGAGAUCUGGCCUUACUAGAACUAGAGAGUCCUGUGACCUUCAACAACUACAUCUGGCCAAUCUGCCUCCCCUCGCCCAACCAGGUGUUCCCCGAUGGAAUGAUGUGCUGGCUGACCGGAUGGGGGGACAUCGCAGAAGGUGUGAAGUUGUCCGCCCCGUACAUCCUGCAGGAGGUGGAUCUCCCUCUUAUCAACUCCUCCGCGUGUGACCAAAUGUUCAGAGACAUCUACAACAUUGAUUCUUCUAUUGUCAUCGUACAAGAAGAUAUGAUCUGUGCCGGAUACUGCGAGGGCAAGAAAGAUGCCUGCCAGGGGGAUUCGGGGGGUCCCUUGGCAUGUCAGAUUGGCAGCUCCUGGUUUCUUGCUGGGAUUGUAAGCUGGGGCGAUGGUUGUGCCAGACCAGGGGAACCCGGCGUCUACACCAAGGUCUCCAGCUUCUCGGCCUGGAUACAGGAGAACAUCAAUCUACCUGCAAAUUCUGGGAGGAAAAUCAACGCGACAACCAUCGAUGUCAAUACAUUCAGCACAAAGACACCACAAACAACCGCACAAAGCUUCUCCUUAUCCAAAAACAUUCAUGGAAUCUCCAACCUGGCAGGACCGAGGUCUAACAUGGCGACCGCACACAUGGUGCUUCUCAUGAUCCUCUUCAGGACAUUAGACAUUUUGUAGGAAGUACCUGAGAAGCUGUAAAUAGCUUCAGCUAUCCUGGAGGUCUACAAUGGAAAGGUCCAAUCUUUUGAUUUGUUUGGAAAUCUGAAUGUAAG
Messenger RNA from Hyla sarda, 1222 nucleotides. Its product is annotated as serine protease 33-like. Gene Ontology annotation, molecular function: serine-type endopeptidase activity. NCBI's taxonomy places the organism in Eukaryota, Metazoa, Chordata, Amphibia, Anura, Hylidae. Gene Ontology annotation, biological process: proteolysis. Bases 21 to 1127 code for a protein of 368 amino acids. The transcript has 7 exons. The record is from RefSeq and is a predicted model, not a curated record.